GUACCGCGAGAUUUCCAACUCGGGUCGCUCUCGGGUCAAAACAGGACGACAGUUGCUCGGAGUUUACGCAUUUUCUUGGAGUUUAUUUUGCACACAUUAAUUUGCUGUGGUUGUCGGCGUGUUGUGUCCAGCCAUGAGCGCCAUUCUCCCCCGGAUAGAGCAGCUGUCCUGCAGAGUCGUUCGGGUUUUGGGCUGUAACCCGGGACCGAUGACACUUCAGGGAACCAACACUUACCUGGUCGGCACUGGCAAAAGGCGAGUGCUGAUCGACACCGGGGAGCCUGCGGUGCCCGAGUACAUCAGCUGUCUGAAACAGGCGCUGCAGCAGUUCAACACGAGCAUCCAGGAGAUCAUCGUGACACACUGGCAUCACGACCACACCGGCGGGGUGGCCGACAUCUGCAGAGACGUCACUGGUUUCGAGGUGCAAGUCAGCAAACUGCCUCGGCCCAGCCAGACAGAGGAGGCGAGUGGAGACAAAGCCUUCACUUACUUAAAAGAUGGCGAUGUCAUCCAGACGGAGGGAGCCACGCUCAAGGUGCUGUUCACCCCGGGCCACACAGACGACCACAUGGCGCUGAUGCUCGAGGAGGAGAAGGCGCUCUUCUCUGGAGACUGCAUCCUGGGCGAAGGCACGGCCGUGUUCGAGGAUCUCUACGACUACAUGAAGUCCCUGCAAACCCUGCUGGACUCCACAGCCGACCUCAUCUACCCAGGUCACGGCCCCGUGGUUCAGGAUGCAGCCUCUAAGAUCCGAGAGUACAUCAGCCACAGAAACCAGAGAGAGCAGCAGAUCCUGUCGGCCAUCCAAGCGGCAGCAGGAACGGCUUUCUCCUCCAUGGAGCUCGUCAAGAUCGUCUACAAGGAGACGCCUGAAUACUUGCACAAAGCAGCUGAGGUGAACCUCGUCCAUCACCUAAAGAAACUGGAGAGAGAAGGCAAGAUAAGUCUGGCUGAAUCAUCUCAAGCCACCAAAUGGAAGAGUAACCUGUGAUGUGCGUCAAAAUGUCGGUGAAAUGGACUUAAUCUGACUAACUAUUCGUCCUGGCUGUUUCCUUUUUUUCGUAGUCCAUUUUUUUCCUUUAUCUCCAUCCCUCCUUCAUGACUGAAGGUGAAAUCAACAAGAGAUCAGAGCGUUCCCCUGGUUUCACCUCUCCGAUGCUGCAGUCAUGGAAGUCAAAUAGCAGCUUGACGUUAAAACGCACCGACCUGUUCACAUUCAGACUCACCUGAAGCCACCAAGACGUCACAGUGGAAGUUUCUCUGGAUGUCGUUGGUGUUUCAUAAUUAACACAUGACCAUGGUGAUCAGACGUUUUGAGUCACAAACCAAACAUUACAAUAUCAACCACAAACCAGAAAUGAAGAAAGUAGAUCUGCAGUGCCUUGGCAUUUUAAGAGCUGUAAUUCCCGAAAACUCAUGGUGAAGAUUUUGUUUGUUUUAAUGAAAUGAAUCAAUAAUUUCCAGCAUUUGUCAGUACGUAGAAACAUUGAGUCCAUGACCAAACCUGGAUUUAAAUCAACCAGUAAAAUCUAAAAUUUAUCAAAUGAAGCUGAGGUUAUUAAUAAGAUAUGAGUAAGCAGCUCAUAUUGACCAUUGUUUCUGCACGGUGUGAAUACAACACGACUGUUUCAUGGAAAAAUAAGAAAUGCUAAUGUUAAAUGUACUCAGAAUUUGUGUUUACCUUUUGAUUUCAUGUUCAACUGGAAAAAACGAAUAUGUGGCAUGAAUAUAAAAGGCUAUUCAAGUGAUUUCCUUAGUGAAAAUGUUGUAUUUAUUAAAUUAAUCUUAUCUGCCUUGACUUGACUUUGACAAUCCUUAUGGACAGGCCUUACACUCAUCACUCUUCUUCCACCUUUGUACUACUAUUGUUAUAUAUUUUCUGGCAUAACCACCAUCCAUCUUUUUUGUGUAUUGCCUUUGAUCUUCCUUGCUUAUAUUAGGCACUUUGUAAAAUAUGCUACUAUACAGAGUGUUAGUGUCGUUACUGCUCCACUAGGUGGCAGGAUCUGUCAGUAA
Molecule: messenger RNA, 2019 nt
Organism: Myripristis murdjan (pinecone soldierfish)
Lineage: Eukaryota; Metazoa; Chordata; Actinopteri; Holocentriformes; Holocentridae
Gene: lactb2
Product: lactamase, beta 2
Exons: 7
Coding region: 134-994 (286 amino acids)
Cellular component (GO): mitochondrial matrix
Molecular function (GO): RNA endonuclease activity; single-stranded RNA binding
Source: RefSeq, a predicted model, not a curated record